CUUCCAUUUUUUAAAGACAGGGCCAGGCUACAUAGCAAGAACCCUCAGACUCCCGAGUGAUGGGAUUACUUCUUUCAUACAUAUAGUUUAUAAUCGCUUCUACGGGCUGAACCACAUUCCCUCAAAUUACCUAUGAGGAAGCUGGCCCUCAGAGCAGACUAUUUUUCCUGAGGUCACACAGCCAACCAGGUAAGAAUCGAACCCAUGAUUCCGAAUGACUCUAGUUCUUUGUACAUAGUUGUCUUAAGUGCAUUUGGAGAAGCGAACCACUUAGAGUUCACAAGAGGCUACAAAUUCGUUCUCUACGGCGUCUUGGACAGAAGCUUUAAGGCAGCGAACGCCAAACACCGACACCACAGUCCUCCUUCCGGGAUUCUUAAGGCGGACGAUAAAGCUCGGCCCACUCCCGGGGCAUCUCGGGAAAUGUAGUUCUAUCGUUCCACCGGCUGUACAGUAUAGGUCGCGUAGAACUUCCCCGGAAGGCGGUGCGCUCUGUCACGUGGGCUGGCGGCGAGCCAAUGAGGUAUUCUCUUCCAGGCUUUUUUAAGUUCUCAGGAGGAAGGUGUGACUUGAGACAGAGGCUUUUGGCUGCGCAGGUGGUGGGUUACCUCGGCUGGUUGAGCUGGGCGAUGAGAACGUGAAACCGGCCUGCGUCUUCGCUUCCGGUCGGCGGACAAAAAGCUGAGAAGCGUCUCCUUUAAUUGCAGUGGGCGGGGCGCGGCAACGCCGACAGCGUUGCUAUUGGCGGCGAUUGCGGGCGCGGAAACUGAACUGGCACAACUGUCGCUGCUAGUAGUUUGAGCUCCUCCGGCGCCUCUGGCCCCACCAGCCCCGCGAUGGCUGCACCGAGCCAGGAUGACCCCUCACUGGAAAGGCAUUUUAAGGGCCACCGAGAUGCAGUUACCUGUGUGGACUUCAGUCUCAACAUGAAACAGCUAGCCAGUGGCUCCAUGGACUCAUGCCUCAUGAUCUGGCACAUGAAGCCCCAGUCACGUGCCUACCGCUUCACUGGCCACAAGGAUGUGGUCACCUGUGUGAACUUCUCCCCCUCUGGACACCUGCUUGCCUCAGGCUCCCGUGACAAGACUGUUCGAAUCUGGGUACCCAAUGUCAAAGGUGAGUCAACCGUGUUUCGUGCACACACAGCCACGGUGAGGAGCGUCCACUUCUGUAGUGAUGGCCAGUCCCUUGUGACAGCCUCUGAUGACAAGACAGUCAAGGUGUGGUCAACUCAUCGCCAGAAAUUCCUGUUCUCCCUGAGCCAGCACAUCAACUGGGUCCGCUGUGCUAAGUUCUCCCCUGAUGGGCGGCUCAUUGUGUCUGCCAGCGAUGACAAGACUGUCAAGCUGUGGGACAAGACUAGCCGGGAGUGUGUCCACUCAUACUGCGAGCAUGGCGGCUUUGUCACCUAUGUGGACUUCCACCCAAGUGGAACCUGUAUUGCCGCUGCUGGCAUGGACAACACAGUGAAGGUGUGGGACGUGCGGACUCAUCGGCUAUUGCAGCACUAUCAGUUGCACAGUGCAGCCGUGAAUGCCCUCUCCUUCCAUCCAUCGGGAAACUACCUCAUCACAGCUUCCAGUGACUCAACCCUGAAGAUCCUGGACCUGAUGGAGGGCCGGCUGCUCUACACGCUCCAUGGGCAUCAGGGACCUGCUACCACUGUUGCCUUUUCAAGAACAGGGGAAUAUUUUGCUUCUGGAGGCUCUGAUGAACAGGUGAUGGUUUGGAAGAGUAAUUUUGAUGUUGUUGAUUAUGGAGAAGUCAAAGUACAGAGGCCUCCAGCCACCCUGGCCAGCUCUGCUGGGACUCUGACAGUGUCCAUCCUGGAACAGCGGUUGACACUGACAGAAGACAAGCUGAAGAAGUGCCUGGAUAACCAACAGCUAAUCAUGCAGAGGACGACACCAUGAUCAGGAGAGCAAGACUCAGGAGCUCAGUUGAUUAGGGGGGCAGCAGGCCAGGGAUUUGUACUGGGGACUUGAGUAAAUCAAUAAAGGGAUUCAGCCCUUGGGAACAUCUGUACCCAGCCCAGGAUUGGGUGCCCCUGCCCUCUUCCAACAUACCUGCUUUUGUACCUGGAGCCUCUCUGCCUGACAGUAGGAGGCCCCCCGUGGGCAGAGCUGUACAAAGGAUGCCUGAGACCCAGCUAGUAGGACCACACUUCAUUUAACAAAAAGGAGCCACUUGAAACAUGUGCUGCCUUAGAGUCCUAAGAUGGCGGCUGUCCUUCAAGAGAGCCUUGUCAGGUCUUCACUCACCUAACCUCUCACCCCAUGACUGGCUUCAGAAUUGGCUGCUCUUGGCUUGGAUGAGCCAAGAGUUUUCUCUUCAUCUGACAAAUGCCCCCAGUGGGCCCAUUGGAAUCAGGUUUGUCCAGAAACAAGCUUUGUGAAUGGAUGGUAGUUUUGCAAUGGCUUUAAUUUCUGUGACAACAUAUAUUCACCAGGGCCUGGUGCCUUCUUCCUCUCUGCAUGCAUGAGUGAAGGAAUCUGAAAAUUAAAACUGAUUUGAUUGA
Molecule: messenger RNA, 2518 nt
Organism: Nannospalax galili (Upper Galilee mountains blind mole rat)
Lineage: Eukaryota; Metazoa; Chordata; Mammalia; Rodentia; Spalacidae
Gene: Poc1a
Product: POC1 centriolar protein A
Exons: 10
Coding region: 837-1913 (358 amino acids)
Biological process (GO): cilium assembly
Cellular component (GO): centriole; ciliary basal body
Molecular function (GO): protein binding
Source: RefSeq, a predicted model, not a curated record